CACCCCCAAAACCCCCCUGCCUUCUCUCGCCGAUUCCGCCACCGCCGCCGCGCCGCGCCUCGCCGCCGGCCGCCCUUCGAUCUCCUCCUCCUCCUCGGAAUGGAUCUCUACAUGGACGACUACAUCGACCCCUACGAGGAGGCCGAGGCGGAGGCCGCCGCGGAAGCCGCCGGGCUGACGUCCGCGGCAGCGGCGGAGGACUCCUCCGACGAGGGCGACUCCGAGGACGACUCCGAGGCCGAGAGCGACUACGAGGAGAGGUCCUACGGCCUCCUCCGCUCCGGCAACCACCGCGUGCGCAACCCGGACGGCACCUUCCGCUGCCCCUUCUGCCCCGGCAAGAAGAAGCAGGACUACAAGCUCAAGGACCUCCUCCAGCACGCCGACGGCAUUGGCGCCUCCAGCAAGCGCCGCCGCCACGGCCGCGAGCGCGCCUUCCACCGCGCCUUCGCCCGAUUCGUCCGCACCGACCCUUCCUUCGCCCAAGACCUCGCCGCCAUCAACGGGAUCGCCACCACUGCUGAUGCUAUCUCUAAUUCUAGUGCUGCCGGUGCCAAGGAGAAGGCGGAUGCCAAUGGCGACACAGACGGAUCCGCUUCGGUGGCGGCUGUGGCCGCGGGGAAUAGACGGGAGGAGGAGAGGUUUGCUUGGCCAUGGAGUGGGGUUCUUGCAGCUGGUGCAGGGUUCAAUGCCGAGGACUUCGCGGAUAGGGUCGCAAUGUUUGGUUUGGAUGAUGUUGUGCCUUUAGUUGUCGAUGAUGCGGAAGGCGCUGAUAGCUUUGCGAUUGUGAGGUUCGCUAAUGGUUGGGGUGGAUUCGGCGAUGCGCUCACGCUCGAGAACCAUUUCAACAAGAAUAAGCUUGGGAAGAAUGAAUGGGAUGCAAGGGGUAGUGCUGGAGAUGCUGUGAAGGGAGAUGAUGGGGACACAGAUGUUAAGGUUUAUGGUUGGGUUGCCCGAGAAGGGGACUAUAAUGCCGGGAAUGUGGUGGGCAGGUAUUUGAGGAAGCAUACGAACCUGACAACCAUAGAUGAGGUCUCCAAGAGUGAAUCGGAAAAGUCGGGGAAGAUGGUAGCGAUACUGGCAACUCAGAUCGAGGCGAAAAAUCGAUUCUUGCAGGACUUGGAGACAAAAAAGAAUGCAACCGAACUCUCCAUUGCACGGCUCGAGGAGGACAACAGGAAGCUACACGAUGCAUAUAAUGAAGAAAUGCGCAAUCUACACCGGAGAGCUCGUGAUUAUGCUUUAAGAGUUUUCCAGGAUAAUGAAAACUUGAAGCUUGAAUUAGAUAGCAGGAGGAGAGAAUUGAAUUCACGUGCUAAGCAGCUUGAAAAGAUAACAGCUGAGAAUGCAAGCGACAGGAAAAAACUUGAUGAUCAGAAGCAAAAGGCAAAGGAUGAUAAUAGUGAACUUGAGCUAGCAAGCAUAGAACAGCAGAGGGCUGAUGAAGAUGUAAUGAAGCUAGUUGAGGAUCAGAAGAGGGAAAAGGAAGAUGUCCUUGCAAGAAUGCUUCAGCUGGAAAAAGAGCUGCAUGAAAAACAACAGCUUGAGCUUGAAGUAACACGGCUGAAUGGUACACUUCAAGUGAUGAAGCAUUUGGAAGGAGACGAUGAUGGGGAUAUUCAUGAUAAGAUGGAGAAAUUGAGUGAAAGAUUAGAACAUGAAAAGAAACGUUUGGAAGAAUUGAGCGGAGAGCUGGUGAAGAAAGAACGUGAAAGCAACGAUGAGUUACAAGAGGCCAGAAAAGAACUGAUAAUGGGUUUGGAGGACAUGCUAACUGGGCGAACUGCUAUUGGGAUAAAAAGGAUGGGGGAACUUGAUGAGAAACCUUUCCAAAAUGCAUGCAAGAGAAAGUACGGAAACGAUGACUAUGAGACCAAAGCUGCGGAGCUGGUCUCAAGUUGGCAGGAGGAAAUAAAGAAGCCAUCCUGGCAUCCUUAUAAGAUUAUAACGGUUGAUGGCGAAGAUAAGGAAGUUGUAGAUGAUGACGACACGAAGCUGCGGCACUUGUGGAUCGAGUACGGUGACGAUGUGUGCAAUGCAGUGAAGACCGCCCUGAGCGAGGUCAAUGAGUACAAUGCCAGUGGACGGUAUGUUGUGCCCGAGCUGUGGAACUUCAGGAAAGGCCGAAAGGCGACAAUGAAGGAGGUGCUCAAGUACAUCUUUGGACAGAUAGAGACAACCAGCAAGCGCAGGAGGCCGUGAAGUUCGUCCUUCGAUGGAUGAAGAAGCUGACAGGCAAGCGAAGGAUGGUUUGAGGUGCUGGGUAUUGGUGCUAGGUAUCAAGAGCUGCUGCCUUCUGUUAUCAUCUCAGGUCAGGUUGGAGGCGCUGGUCAAUUGAUGGGUCUAAGUUGAUGAAUACUAGUGUAUUGAUCAAUGGAUGCCCAUAAGGCUGUGCCAAUCCUUAGUUAUAAUGAUUAUGGUUAUGGUCAGUGUCAGGCUGUAGAAAUAAUCCUGUGUUGUGUCCCUUUGAAUUGUAGAAUAAUCGUCUGUAAUAAUUUCGAUAUACUUUCGUGGUCCAAGACAUCAUAAAUCUAAGUGAUUAGCUACUAAUUUUUCUGUGAUC
Molecule: messenger RNA, 2563 nt
Organism: Oryza sativa Japonica Group (Japanese rice)
Lineage: Eukaryota; Viridiplantae; Streptophyta; Magnoliopsida; Poales; Poaceae
Product: factor of DNA methylation 1
Biological process (GO): gene silencing by siRNA-directed DNA methylation
Source: RefSeq, a predicted model, not a curated record